AUGUCAUCCUCCUCGCCAGUCCCCAUCCCCCCCUCGACCCUCGCAACCCUCCAAGCCUUCGCCGAGCGCAUCAUCCUGGACCCGCAAUACCACGACCUCCUCUCCAUCGUAAAAGGAUGCCGCAACGGCGCCGUCUACGGCGCCAAGGUGCGGUUCCCGCACGCCCUCGUCAUGGUCCUCCUCUUCCGCUCGGGCACCCUGCGCGAGAAAGCCGGGCUCGUCUUCCGCGCGACGCGCACGCACGCGCACAACCUCGCGCGCUUCGCCUUCAUCUACAAGCUCACGUGCUACCUGCUGAAGCACUUCAGCGGGCGCGCGGGCGGCGGCAAAGGCGGGGCGGAAGGGCCGUACGACAGCUUCGUGGCGGGCCUGCUGGGCGGCUACGUCGUCUUCGGGCAGCGGUCGGCGCGCAGCGGCAAGGUCUCGAGCGUGAGCCAGCAGAUCGUGAUAUACGUGUUCGCACGGGUCGUCCUGGCCCUCGCGCGCCUCGCCGUGAAGACCGACGGCGGCGGCCUGCCCUUCCUGUCGCGCGAGCCCGUCUCCGCGACCGUCUCGCACUACGCGUGGCCCGUCUUCGCGGCCACCUCCUGGGCUGCCGUCAUGCACCUCUUCCGCCACCACCCCGACGACCUGCAGCCGUCGCUCAGGAACAGCAUGUCGUAUAUCUACCAGCAGUCCGACCACUGGGAUAGCUUGCGCAACUUCAUCUGGCAUAAUAAAUAA
This is a messenger RNA of Hypoxylon fragiforme, 723 nucleotides long. RefSeq names its product peroxisomal membrane protein 4. The transcript has a single exon. Bases 1 to 723 code for a protein of 240 amino acids. Gene Ontology annotation, cellular component: peroxisomal membrane. The record is from RefSeq and is a predicted model, not a curated record. NCBI's taxonomy places the organism in Eukaryota, Fungi, Ascomycota, Sordariomycetes, Xylariales, Hypoxylaceae.